Messenger RNA from Zingiber officinale, 628 nucleotides. RefSeq names its product succinate dehydrogenase subunit 7, mitochondrial-like. The record is from RefSeq and is a predicted model, not a curated record. Lineage: Eukaryota; Viridiplantae; Streptophyta; Magnoliopsida; Zingiberales; Zingiberaceae. The transcript is spliced from 4 exons. The coding region runs from base 114 to 419 and encodes 101 amino acids.
AAAAGGGGUUAAAUGGAAUUUUCGAUCUCGUGACUCGUGAGUUCCACGCGACGAUCGGGCGAUCCCUUCUCCACAGACGGUCUCAACCUACGACCUGUUAGCGUUCCUUCCUGAUGGCGGCCUUUCGAAGAUUCGCCCAGACGACGACCCUCUUCGGGGCCGUACGCUCCGCUCCUCAGGAGACGCUGCCGUCGCCGUUGCCGACCAACCACAUCGCUCGACGCGGAUACCACAUCGAUCUCGGCGCUCGCGAGAAAGCGCUCCUGGAAGAAGAUCCUGCAUUAAAGAAGUUCAAAUCAUACAAAAAUAACUUGAAGCGGGUGUCAAAGAUCGGAGAUGUUCUGACUAUAGCUGUUGUUGCUGCGUGCGCCUACGAACUUUAUGCAGUGGCAACUGUGAGAAAGGAACAAAGGCACUGAUAGCUGAUAGCUGCGGUGAGCUGUGAACACCAACAAGACAAUUUGCAUUCAAAUGCUCUUCAUUUGAUCUUUGCAGACAUUUGCUUGUGUUUUUUGGCUAUGGCUUUAGAAUAAAUUUGCUUCCUGCGAUGAACUUUUACCGUUGUGACUGAUAGCUUCAUUUUCUCUGCGAUAACAAAAUAUUAUGCAUGGUGGUUGCAUUAUCUUAA